AUGAACUCGUCGCUCCUAGCCUUUAUCGCGCUCCUCGCGGCGACGGCCGCCGCCCCGUUUACGUUGACCAAUGAAGAUAUCAACGACGGCAAGAUCCGUACUCCUGAACAACUGCAAGCCAUCCAGGACGACGGCGACGACAACCGUAAGUGCCACGAUGCCUACUCGGGGUAUUUGCCGGGCCUCAAGCCAGGCAACUACCGAGCCAGCACGUUCCACAAAUGCUUCCGUACGUCGACCCAAAUCAAUGAGUACUUGGAUGCCUUGGUCAAGCAAAACCCGUCGGUGAUCACCAAGUUCCAAAUCUCGGAAACUGUGCGCAAGCAACCUAUCUGGGGGUACAAAAUCAUAGGCAAGGCCGGUGCCAAGGCCAAGUCGCUGUACUUUGAAAGCUUGAUCCAUGCCCGUGAAUGGACGACCGGUGCUUCGACCGUCUACACAAUCUCGCGCAUCCUCGACGACUUAAGCAACGGCAAGAACUACGCCCUCGACUUAUACAACUUGUGCUUUGUCCCGAUCGUUAACGUCGACGGGUACGACAUCUCGUGGACCGCCGGUAAGCGCUACCAGCGAAAGAACGCCAACGACGUUGACUUAAACCGCAACUUCGUCAGCUUCUACGCGAACCCGAACCCCCCUAAGCCGGGUGACCAAACGUACCCUGGUCCGUUCCCGUUCAGCGAGCCCGAGACCAAGGGCAUCGACGCGUGGAUCAAGACCCACAGCGACGAAUUCGCCGGGUAUGUCGACAUCCACGCGAACGCUCGCUCCGUAUUGGUCCCGUACGGUGACACCCACCAGCCCAUCGGCGGAGGCGAAGAUGAAAAGUUUGCCAUCUUGGGUGAAAAGGUCAAGGACGCGCUCAACAACGUGACCAACAACCCGAAAGAAUAUAUUUGGGAAAAGUCAGGUCAGCUCUACUUGGCGUACGGGUGCUUUGAUGACUACUUUUACCGCACGUACAAGCAGCCGACGAUGACGUUGGAAAUGACGGGCGCCGACUUUGUUGUGCCCUACACCGCGAUCCCGACCCGCGGCGACGAAAUCUACUACGGCAUGUGGCAAUUCGCCAAGUCUGUAGCCGAAUUCAACGGCACGGCCCCCACCGCAGUCCCGACCACCGUCGUCUCGACCACCGUCGUCUCGACCACCACCAAGCCCGCCUGCUAA
This is a messenger RNA of Aphanomyces invadans, 1170 nucleotides long. RefSeq lists its product as hypothetical. The record is from RefSeq and is a predicted model, not a curated record. NCBI's taxonomy places the organism in Eukaryota, Oomycota, Saprolegniomycetes, Saprolegniales, Verrucalvaceae. The coding region runs from base 1 to 1170 and encodes 389 amino acids. Gene Ontology annotation, molecular function: zinc ion binding; metallocarboxypeptidase activity. Gene Ontology annotation, biological process: proteolysis. The transcript has a single exon.